AUGAGCCAGGCAGUCAAGAGGGCGUGCGAUGCCUGCCAUCGCCGAAAGGUCAAGUGCGAUGGCGUCAACCCGUGCCGCAACUGCUCCGCCGCCGCGCUGGCCUGCACCUACAACGCCAUCCCCCAGAAGAAGGGCCCCAAGGGAUCGCGGGCCAAGGUCAUCAGCGAGCUGCGCGAGACCCAGCGACAGACGAGCCUUUCCGCCAGGGUGCAGGCUCGCAUGAACGGCAUUCCUCCUCCGCCCCCAACCGAGGGCCUCGCCCCUACGCCGGGCUUGUUGACCAGCGACUUGGUCAAGGAGUGCGCGCAGUUCUUCUUCGAGAACAUGAACGCACAGGCCCCCAUUCUGGACCGGAGGCAACUAGACCAGCAGAUGCUCUACGUGGAGCAGAACCGAGAUGCCUACUGCUUGAUGGCUUCCCUGUGCGCCUUUGUCAUGCUGCAGCCCGGCAUGAGCAUGCCUGCCGGCGAUGCGUACAACCUCGACAUGGUUCCCGGAGCAAACAUCAUCGCCAGCCAGAUUCUUUUGGAAGAGGCCCUCCGAGUUCGCAAAGGAUACGAGUACCUGGACCAGUUCACCGUCAAUGCAUUGGCCACCAACUUCUUCCUCUUUGGAUGCCACUACGGCAUGGAGAUGCAUGACAAGGCAUGGUACUACCUUCGCGAGGCCACCACCAUGAUCCAGAUGAAUGGCAUGGACAAGGAGGAAUUCUACAUGCCAUUUGACAUCUCUGAAGCCUCUCGUCUCCGCCGACUUUACUGGCUGUUUUACAUUGUCGAGAGAGCGUAUGCUAUCCGAAAUCAGCGUCCCUUGACUCUCCAGGCGACGAUCAAGCUCCCCACUCUUGGAGAUGAUCCCAGCGAUCCCCUCUCCCAUCAGCUCAACGGCUUCAUUUUGCUCAUCAACCUCUACAGACCUUUUGAUGAUGCCUUUACAAACACCUGGAAUAAGACCCGCAGCGUCCUCUCCCAACAAUACAUCAAUGGCCUGCAGAAGCAGCUGAACGAUGCUGUUCAAAGCGCCUUCCAUGACCCCUCGUGGAACGAUCUCGGCACUAACCAGCAGUGGCUUAAGAACACUGUAUGGCAGCUGAGCAACGGCGGAGCCGUCGCUACCGAGGGAUCCAUGUCCUUCCAGGUCCCCGUCAACGUAUCUAGAGAGAUGCUCAUGAACAUGGCCUCGCAGUUCCCUGGCCAGGGCAUGGAGUUGCUCAACUCUGGACUGCUCGAGAAGCUCGUCGAGGGCACCUAUUCGAUGACUGAGUACCUGUCUAUGCAGCCAGCGUCUCGCGACCCCUUCGCAAUUGGACCUCAGGAGCACCUCAACCAAAUCAUCCACAUUGUUGCUGCCUCCCGAAACGGUGACUACCGCUUCCUCCCCCUUCUCAUGAGCAAGGUUAGCGAAGUGCUUCCGCGCCUCGCGAACCCAAUGCUACAGAACGCCCCCGAGACGGCGCCCAUGGCCAAUGUCGACAUCUUUGACGGAUUUGGCAACGCCGGCAUGGCCCAGCCUCCGCACAUGCAGAUGCCCGCGCUGGACGAGUACGAGCGCAAGUUUUCCGUCGAAGAGUAUGAAAAGAAGUAUGCCCUGGAAAUGACUGGAAACACUCCGGAUUCGCAUGCCACUUCCAACCCUGGUAACACGCCGCCUGUAGCUCGCCAGCCGUCUGAGAUUGCAAACUCCUUUGUUGGCUCUCCUCCCAUGAUGUCUCCCGGUCUGGAAUUCGCCCCUCAUGGCGUGUAUGCUGCGCCUACGCCAAUGUCCGAAAUGGUCAUGAGUCCAAUGGGAACCCACCCGCCUCCUCAACAACAUCACCAACACAUGAACCAGCAAUCAUCUAAUCAUAUUCACGACCCAAUGGGCCAACAGCAUAUGGGCAUGCCGCCACAGAACAUGCGACCAGGCGGGAUGCAACCCGCUCACCACAUGAACGGCAUGAUGAAUGUGCGGCAAUCGCCACAGAGACAAGACAGUUUUGCCAUGGCGCCUGGCCAGCCACACCCCUUCCAGCUGGAGGGAUUUAAUUUCAACACCCUGCGGUAG
Messenger RNA from Trichoderma gamsii, 2043 nucleotides. RefSeq lists its product as hypothetical. Gene Ontology annotation, biological process: regulation of DNA-templated transcription; DNA-templated transcription. The record is from RefSeq and is a predicted model, not a curated record. NCBI's taxonomy places the organism in Eukaryota, Fungi, Ascomycota, Sordariomycetes, Hypocreales, Hypocreaceae. The transcript has 2 exons. Gene Ontology annotation, molecular function: DNA-binding transcription factor activity, RNA polymerase II-specific; zinc ion binding; DNA binding. Bases 1 to 2043 code for a protein of 680 amino acids.